UACACGGAGUUAUGUUGUAAUUUGUUACGAGCCAUCUAUACGUGUCAUAGAUCAUUUUAGGUCCGUCAACGCACACGAAACAAUCGUAGUUUAUACCGUACAAAUCAGUGGUGUGUAUUCGCGAAGGCCUUUAAUCAAUAGCAGGCAGGACAAAGUUUUCAAGAUAUUCGUUCGUCAAAUUUGCCAAAAAAAAAAAAAAAAUGUGUGACAACGGGUCCGUGACGAAAAAUAACGUAAAAGAUCCGAAUUUCGGAACCAAACUCGUACACGCCGGGCACAACCCCGCAGAGUGGACUUACAACGAUGUCGUACCACCGAUUGCAAUGAGCACGAUAUUCAAUUCAAGAUCGCCGGGAGUAAUCGAAGGUUUCGAGUACACGAGAUGCGGCAACCCAAUCCGGUCGGUGUUGGAGAAAUGUCUGAUAGCGCUGGACCACGCCGAGUACGCGCUGGCCUACAGCUCCGGCAUGGCGGCCAUCUCGUCCAUGGUCAACCUGUUGGCGCCCGGCGACCACAUGUUGUGCAGCUCCGACGUGUACGGCGGCACGUACCGGCUACUGAACAAGAUGGCCAAGCACGCGGGCAUCUUGUUCGACUUUGUCGACUUUUCCGACAUGGCGACCAUCGUCAAAAGUAUAAGACCCAACACGAAGCUCGUUUGGUUCGAGAGUCUGUCGAAUCCUUUAAUGAUCGUGUUGGAUGUACAAAAAGUGUCUGAAGUCGUUCACAGGACUCGAGCAGACAUUAUAGUGGCCGUUGAUAAUUCAUUCGUGACCCCCUAUUUUCAGAGACCGUUGGAUCUUGGCGUAGAUGUAAUAAUGUAUUCGUUGAGUAAAUAUAUGAACGGACAUUCAGAUAUAAUUAUGGGGGCACUGGUUACCAACAACAAGGAUUUAUAUGAUAAAUUAUACGUUUUUCAAUACACGUCCGGAAACGUACCGUCGUCGUUCGACUGUUACAUGGUGAACCGCGGGCUGAAGACGCUGCACGUGCGCAUGGAACGGCACAUGAAGAACGCCACGGCGGUGGCCGGGUACUUGGAAUCGCACCAGAAAGUGCUCAGAGUGAACUACACGGGCCUGGCCAGUCAUCGGCAACGCGAAAUCAUCGAAAAACAGUUUACCGGCCACAACGGCAUAGUGUCGUUCUACGUCAACGGCGGCAUCGGAGUGAGCACAAAGCUGUUGGAAUCGCUCAAGCUGUUCUGCAUCACGUGCAGUCUGGGCUGCUACGAAAGCUUGGCCGCUCUACCUUGUAAAAUGACGCACGCUUCGCUCACGGACGAAGAAAGGCAAUCAACAGGCAUUCACGAUAAUCUCAUACGAUUGUCCAUUGGUUUGGAAUACUACCAGGACUUGAUCGACGACUUAGAACAAGCAAUUCAAGCAAGCGGAGCCGAAGAUAAAUGUUAACGAAUAAAACCAAAUUAUUAAUAGAUAUUUUAAAAUAUAAUAUAAAAAUAAUAAUAAUUAUAUUAACCAAUUAACAUUAAUGUAAUUUGACACAAAUAAAAUACUAUUUUAAACUAAAA
Molecule: messenger RNA, 1531 nt
Organism: Metopolophium dirhodum (rose-grain aphid)
Lineage: Eukaryota; Metazoa; Arthropoda; Insecta; Hemiptera; Aphididae
Product: putative cystathionine gamma-lyase 2
Exons: 6
Coding region: 201-1412 (403 amino acids)
Biological process (GO): transsulfuration
Cellular component (GO): cytoplasm
Molecular function (GO): cystathionine gamma-lyase activity; pyridoxal phosphate binding
Source: RefSeq, a predicted model, not a curated record